CGGCAAGGCUGUGAUUCCAAAUGAAAUCAGCUGAUCGCGUCGCUGGGGGCGGGCUCAUAAAGGAGUGGACGCCAUCUUGAAGGCUCGGAUGAGAAGAAACCUCAUUCGAAUGCUCGGCUACCAUUUGGCACAGCUUUAAAAACGACGAAUGCUUCGCUUAUCUGAGGGUUGGAAACAGGACGCAGCGGCUCAGUGGAGCUAAUCAAGAUGGCUUGCUGAACAAGUGGGCCCAUACUUGAACGCUAGCUAAGCCCCCCCUGGAGUUUGCCUUCCAGACACUGCUGUCUCUUUCUCUUCUCGCUAACGCAGCACAAAUCCAUGCUAAAAACAAACUGCUCCAAACACCGAAGAGACGCUUAAUGUCCCACAAACGGAGAUAUUAUAUAGUUAGUCUGAGGGAUAAAUAUUUGGACACUUGGUGUAUAGAAAACAAAGCCCCAAGAGGGACGGACUAUCUUUAAAUUGUGAGUGGAUUCACUCCAUCUGAGCUUCAUUUGAGAGUGGACCCAUAAAAGCUAAGCAGGAAACAUGAGCACUGCCAGGACAGAGAACCCAGUGAUUCUGGGCUUGUCGAACCAGAACGGACAGCUCCGGGGCUCGGUGAAGCCGGCUGGAGCGCCAGGUGGAGGCGGCGGUGGCGGCGGUGGCCCACAACAGCAGCCGCUAAACCAGAUGAAAGGCACAAUCAACAAUGGCAACGCCCAGCCUGCCCCCACGACUAAUAGCGUCAUCAAGCCUGGAGAUGACUGGAAGAAAAAUUUGAAAUUGCCCCCAAAGGACAUGAGGAUGAAAACUUCGGAUGUGACGGCAACUAAAGGCAAUGAGUUUGAAGAUUACUGCCUGAAGAGGGAACUGCUCAUGGGCAUCUUUGAGAUGGGCUGGGAAAAACCGUCUCCAAUCCAGGAGGAAAGCAUUCCCAUCGCCUUGUCGGGAAGGGAUAUCCUUGCCAGAGCCAAGAAUGGCACAGGGAAGAGCGGAGCCUACCUCAUUCCCUUACUUGAACGCAUCGACCUGAAGAGAGACUGCAUACAAGCAUUGGUGGUAGUGCCCACCAGGGAAUUGGCUCUGCAAGUCAGCCAAAUAUCAAUCCAGGUCAGCAAACACAUGGGAGGAGUGAAGGUGAUGGCAACCACGGGUGGAACCAACCUACGUGAUGACAUCAUGAGACUGGAUGAAACAGUGCAUGUGGUCAUCGCCACCCCAGGGAGGAUUUUGGACCUCAUCAAAAAAGGAGUGGCCAAAGUCAGUCAAGUGCAGAUGAUUGUUUUAGAUGAGGCUGACAAACUCCUGUCUCAGGACUUUGUUGCCAUGAUGGAAGAGAUUCUGGGCUUCCUCUCCAAACAGAGACAGAUCUUGCUUUAUUCUGCUACCUUCCCCCUCAGCGUGCAGAAGUUUAUGAAUUCACACCUGCAAAAGCCCUAUGAGAUCAACCUCAUGGAGGAGCUGACACUUAAGGGUGUGACUCAGUAUUACGCUUAUGUCACUGAAAGGCAAAAAGUCCAUUGCCUCAAUACUUUGUUCUCAAGGCUCCAGAUCAACCAGUCUAUCAUCUUCUGCAACUCCUCUCAGAGAGUGGAGCUCCUUGCCAAGAAGAUCUCCCAGCUUGGUUACUCGUGUUUCUACAUUCAUGCUAAGAUGAGACAGGAACAUCGCAACCGUGUGUUCCAUGACUUCCGAAAUGGUCUCUGUCGAAAUCUUGUUUGCACUGACCUCUUCACAAGAGGAAUAGACAUUCAAGCUGUGAAUGUUGUCAUCAAUUUUGACUUCCCCAAGCUUGGAGAGACGUAUCUUCAUCGCAUUGGAAGAUCUGGUCGCUUUGGACACUUGGGUCUGGCCAUCAACCUGAUCACCUACGACGAUCGCUUCAACCUGAAAGGAAUUGAAGAGCAGCUGGGAACAGAGAUCAAGCCCAUCCCCGGAAUAAUCGACAAGAGCUUGUAUGUGGCAGAGUACCACAGCGAGAGCGGUGAAGAAGUGAAGCCAUGAGCCAAUCAGGCCAUCCUCCAUUCCCCUUUGGACCCUGCCCCCUCCCCUUCACAACUUGGAUUUUUUUUCUUUUAAAUGUACAGAGUCUGUCCAUCUUAUUUUUUUUGAUGCCUCCAUCGGGAAUGUGAAUUUUGUUGGAUACAUGUUGGAAGAACUCAUUUGCCUUGUCAUAGGGCUCAAUGCUGCACCGCCUGCGCUGAAGACACCCCCCCCCCCCCAUUCCCUUCCCCAUGAGGAAAGUACGGGACCAAGUGGACAAUGUAUCAGUGCAUACAGAGGUGGCUUUCCACCGCUAACAUGAAGCCAGCACCCACAGGCCCCCUAAAAUGACCCCCCCCCCCCCCCCCCACCCCCUCCAUGCGCCACUUUCUUUCUUUGGGAACCAAUUUGUAUCAAGUGCCUUAAGAAGCAGUCCAACUUGUUGUGAAGUAAUAACCAUCAUCACACAGCUCUCUUGUUCACCUUACAGAAGAUUUGUCGUGCUCUUUUCAUUUCCAACCACCAAGGUGAAUCCAUAACCCGUUUUCAUUUGCCAUCGGGGGAGGGGGGGAUCAGGGGCACUGCCCUCAUGCGUCCUGCUCGUCUGGGCUGCCUGCACUUAAGUCUGGCUGAUAUUGCAGGACAAACUUGGAUUUUUCUCCAUGGCCAGAGAUACUGGAAUUUGUUUUUCCGAGAAGAAAGCCAGACUUUUUUUUUUUUUUUGCUAGUGCUUCUAGAAGAGCCCAACACUUUCCUCUUGUCUUCAGUGGCAACACAACACAGACAAUGUGCAGCCAACUAACAACCUGAUUGAGUCAUGAGGAUUCCUCAUCCGGUGCAGUUCAAUUUGCAGGAGUUUCUUUAUCACCUUCCUAUGGACAGCCAAACGUAACCCAGAGCCGUGCAGCUGGCAUUGAGGCUGCCUUGCUCCCCAUGUGUAAAUACCUUACUUUUAAGAUUGUUUUAAACAAGUUCUGAAGGCUGGCUGACAACCGAACUCUCGCACACACCCCUACACACGAUGUGGCACUGGAGACUGUUUCAUUACUACCUAUUGGCCUGCAAAUUUAUUUAUAAUUUUAGAAAUUGCAGAAUAUUGGCUACACGAACAGCAAUGACCCCCCUGCAUGAACUGCCACUGAGGUUAAGUUCAUCAGACAAAUUGGAGGCGGUAAACCGUCAUAAGCGAAAGCUGCACUCGAGCACCAUGGUUUCAAUUGAUUCUCCUGCUGCCGGUAGAGCUUUUUAGUCAUGAAUUCUUUUGUCGCCAGCCUGGACUUGUGAACUUGACGGGAGACUGCGUUGGCUCUCCAGUCAAAGUUGAUGUGGAAAGAAAAAGGAAAGAUUAGAUUCUAUCAUGUCGUCCUACUUGCUGCAGUGCAGCUUCAUUGGCAGAUCCUUUUUGCUUAGUUUCUUUUUUUUUAAACCCCUGGGGGAGGCUCUGCCAGCUGUUACAUGGAGCUACAUUGUGCUCUCCGAGCACCGUCAACAAAUAUUUGGAAGGACUGCCAUUGAAUCCGCCCCCCAGCCCUUUUGAAUAAGAAUGUUGUUGGACAAACUCAUCAAAGUGAACCACCUGAUGUAAAAUGUAGCAGGAAGUCUCCGUCUAAUGUGAUGUUCUAAACAACCUGGAGCAGGUUGGGCUGCACUUACUGCACAGAGCGGUUGACUUCUGGCAAUAACACUGAUGGCACUGCUUUAGUUUUGGGGGGUUUUUUGUUUGUUUUUGUUUUGUUUUUUUUGCUACCUGCAAGGCCCAGACAGACAUGCACGUUGGAGUAGAAGAUCCCAAAAAGAAAGAAGGGGAAUGGCAGUGAAGGAUUCCUAAAUGACUUGGACUGCAAACUUUUGCCGCCUCAGCUUAUUUCUCUGCCCUUUUGUUUGUCUUUUUAUGUGGGGUUUGACUUGUACGUCCUAACCAAAACCUGAUUUUGCACAAAAGCUCUCAGCUGUUUAAGCAGCUCAGAGCCUUUUUUGUUUUGCAAAGUUUGGUUUCCCUCUUGUGGUGAGAUGCUUUUUGGCUGUUCUAAUUGAUAACAUAAAAAAAAGUACAUCCUCGUGUUGGAACAGCGAUCCCUGCUCCCUCGUAAAGUCUCACGCUGGCCCCAGACUAAUUCAUCAAUCAUCCAAUCAGGCUAAUUUGGCGGGGGGGUUGUGUCCAAACUAUCCAAUUGAAGGUGAGGAGGAGCGAGCAGGGAUCAAACUUUGCAGACACUCGGCAGCCGUCUGCUUCAUGGUGGCCUGUCAGCGGUAUUGCAGGCAUGGUUUUGUUUCAAGGCGGGUCCAACGGGAUGGCGGGGUGACGGGCUGCUCGCUUACCGCUGGCAGACACCAUGUUGAGAACCUUAAAGACUGAGAUGGUAGCAUCUUGCCAAAAAUACCGAAUUGGAUCAUUAUCGUAACAAACUUGCCUCAUUCUUUAAGGUCAUUUUAAAUUGAGGGAGGGGCGGGUCAAUUGGUUGAUUUGCUGCCCUGAUGCACACCAAUCCUCCUCGAUAGUGGUGACAAAUGUAAACAAAGACAGCCUUUAUGUCCCAAUUAGACCCAGACUGGACUUCCUAUCCAGGAGGAUGCAGCUGCUGCAUCAGUAAACGGGGGGGGGGGUUUCACCUGAUACCAUCUUGCCCAAAGUUCAUGGAGAUGGGUGUCAUGUUUUGGGGAAAAUAAUUGAAGUGAUUUUGGUUUAGUUUUUGCCCAAAGAAAAUGUUCAAGUGGAGAACUCUUCAAAUUUAAGUGACGCAGCUGAAGCCCAAGUUGUUUGCUCAUUUUUAUUUAAUACAAAUUAGGUCGUUAUUUAAUUGGCAGACUUUCAGUGAAGCUCAUUUUACUAAAAGUUCAGUUAAAAAAAAAAGUCAAAGAUUGGGCUCAAAGGUUGAAAGUUUUGUUCCAAAUAAAGCUCACUGAAUUUAUGUUGUCUCGUUGU
Molecule: messenger RNA, 4888 nt
Organism: Doryrhamphus excisus (bluestripe pipefish)
Lineage: Eukaryota; Metazoa; Chordata; Actinopteri; Syngnathiformes; Syngnathidae
Gene: ddx6
Product: DEAD (Asp-Glu-Ala-Asp) box helicase 6
Molecular function (GO): ATP binding; RNA helicase activity; nucleic acid binding
Source: RefSeq, a predicted model, not a curated record